Molecule: messenger RNA, 210 nt
Organism: Rotaria sordida
Lineage: Eukaryota; Metazoa; Rotifera; Eurotatoria; Philodinida; Philodinidae
Source: the annotation of a GenBank genome assembly
AUGGCUUCUUCGUCACAAAUUGAAUGGAAUUGUUCUCAAUGUCAAGUUGUCAUAAGUGAUCGUUAUAAAUGUUCCAACAACUGUCAAUCAAUUCAACAUUGUGAUAGAUAUGAUUAUUGUUCAUCAGAAUAUGCAGAAGGAAAAACAACAGCUAAAGAAAGAAAAACAGAUUUCAAAUUCUCAAGAACUCCAAAUGCUAUACAUUGGUAA